Vanessa tameamea is the source of this 1395-nucleotide messenger RNA. It is a transcript of the gene mRpL37, whose product is annotated as mitochondrial ribosomal protein L37. NCBI's taxonomy places the organism in Eukaryota, Metazoa, Arthropoda, Insecta, Lepidoptera, Nymphalidae. The transcript is spliced from 5 exons. The record is from RefSeq and is a predicted model, not a curated record. Bases 106 to 1341 code for a protein of 411 amino acids. Gene Ontology annotation, cellular component: mitochondrion.
UGUAUACUGUAUAGAUUGUGAUGUAAUUUUUUUUUUAAUAACUAAAUAUAAAUUACAUUUCACCUGUUCCGUUGACUUAAAUUGGAGUAAAACAAAAAUAUAACGAUGAAGUUGUCGCAAGUAUUACAUAGACAACAUAUUGGUUUUAUGUUUAAAAAACAUUGGAUGGUCCAAGGCAAACGCGUGCCGAUUGAUACUGGUGUUGAAGAUAGCUUAAAACAAAAAGGAAUUCCAUUUGAAGAUGCUUUAGAAUUCAUAAAAGAAAAACAAGAGCCAAAAGAACGAAUUAAAAUUGUAGGUCCUUAUGAACAUCCUCUUCCACAAGAUGAAAAUCAUCCAGAUUUUAAAGAGAGACCCUGUUACACUCUUAAGAAAUCCAAUGUGCUUUUGGAAGGUAUCUCUCAAGCGCAAGUACUUACAAAGACUAUAAUAGCUGAAGAUGUGUUGCCUCAAAGAAUUGAGGAGCUUGCAGAGUUACCAGCUCCAAAAGCUAUUCACAGAGGAGUUAAACAGGCAAUAUUAAAUGCAAAUGUAUUUGAUUGUGAACAAAAAAAAUUACCAAAAAAAAAAGAUCCUUUAAGACCAGCCUAUAACUUUUCAAGAAUAUUGGGUAUUUCCGAUAAACGAAGAAACUUAAAUUUAACAAACAAAUUGCUUCAAUUGGUUGAAAAAAGUAAUGAUGCAGAAGUGACUCAAAACAAAUAUGUACUAAAUGAUGUUGAAAGUCUAAGUGUAUUUGAUAAAGAAGAUGAUUUAAUACAGUUUCAAGAAAUGUCCAACAUCCUGGUCACAAGCAAUAAGCCCUUGAAACAUGACUUGAAUGAAUCAAAUAUACCAUUUAUUGAAAUACCUGAUUUGUAUCCAGUGAAGCACACAGUAACAUUACCUCCAGAACACUUUUACGCAGAAAGUAGCAAAUAUCCUGUGCGAUCAAGUAUAAUCAAAAAGCAUCCACACACUACCUGGCUCCAUUUCAACAGCACAGAAGUGAACAACAUCUACGAGACACCCGUCACACCAACACAGAUACUGGGACGUUCCCUUACUCAUGCAUUUACAGUAGCCACUGCAUAUGCAAAACAAUUAUAUGGGGAGGAUGUAAAAGACCUACCCGACCCAAUACACUUAAAUUGCAUUCAAACAGAUGGCCAGCGUUUUCAUUUUGGAGUGUUGGAGUUAAACACACUUAAUUUGGAUGGUACCGAAGGCACCAAGAAUGUAUGGUAUUGCAAAAAUGACCUUAAGUUGUACGACUCCUGCAGAUACUUAAGUGCUAUACCUGUUUUAGAAAACUAUAACCCGAAAGUAUAUGGUUAUAUCAACGCUUUUUAUAAUUGUUAAAAAAAUGCAAAUGUUAAGAAUAAUAAUUUAGUAAUAAAUAGAUUUUUACCAAAA